AUGCUUGACGGGCAGUCGCCGCUUCUAAUCAGCGUGCCGCGCCAGCAGCUCCGUACCCUGCCGGGUUCCCACGUCUACCUGCAGCUGGGGGAAGAACUCUGCCAGCCCAGGGCAGGGGCGGGCACUCACUUGGACCAGGACCUGCCCGACGCCCCCGGUCCGCCGGGCGAACGGGUCGUCACUUUCUGUGAUCAGUUUGGGAAAAGGCUUGGGGGCCCUGCCACGGGCCAGUGUGGGAACCCAGGGUUCGAAUUCCCGCCCCGACGCUGCUUCCGGACCGAAAGCCCCCUGAACGCCUUGCCCCAAGUGCCCUGGGCCUUGGUUUCUCCAUCAGUGAAACAAUGAUGGGAAUCGCUUGACGUGAAGUGAGUGGAGGUGCUGGCACACUUCGAGUGAUUGCUAAGGGGAAGCCUUUGGUACUAGUUAGGAUAAUUAUUUUAAUUACAGUAUAGUUAGGGUAAUGAAUUCCAAAUACCAGUGUAGCAUCAUGUGCUUUAUAUACAAUAGGUAAUCGAUAAGUAAUAAAUAUUAAAUUUAUAUAACAGAAACAAUGGAUAAAUUUAUGUGCAUACAAAAUAUAUUUACCUAAUACAUUUAGAAGUAUAUAAUAUAUAAUAAACAUGUAAAAAAGUACAAUAAAAUAACAUCUCAUAAGCAAA
Homo sapiens (human) is the source of this 659-nucleotide messenger RNA. RefSeq lists its product as uncharacterized. The transcript has a single exon. The record is from RefSeq and is a predicted model, not a curated record. The coding region runs from base 1 to 345 and encodes 114 amino acids. Lineage: Eukaryota; Metazoa; Chordata; Mammalia; Primates; Hominidae.